Pseudoliparis swirei is the source of this 1324-nucleotide messenger RNA. RefSeq lists its product as uncharacterized. The coding region runs from base 542 to 1114 and encodes 190 amino acids. NCBI's taxonomy places the organism in Eukaryota, Metazoa, Chordata, Actinopteri, Perciformes, Liparidae. The record is from RefSeq and is a predicted model, not a curated record. The transcript has 6 exons.
CGGGCGUCUAAAAACGACAUCCAGCGGUCGCUGUAUCUUAGCAACAGCGCGGCUAACCGUGACACGGACACACGGAGACCCUGUUAGUGAAAACGCGUUAUAAGGAGGAGGUGGAGGUGACAGGUCGAGGUGAGAUAUUAAAUAAAGGCCCAAGCCGGUCAGAUCGGGGACCUGUCCGGUAAUGGACACACGUGCCUCCUCCCCGUUGGCUCCAGACAAAGACAGCGGCUAACCGGCUAACCGGAGACGAGCUAGCGGGAUCCCACGUUUCAACACCGGAGGAAGGAAAAAAAGAGGCACAUAAAAGUGUAGUAAAAUCCCUCCGGUUCCAACGCUGCCACUCACCUCCCGGGUGGUUAGAGAUCCCGCUCCGGACGGCGCUCACGUGCACUCCAUAGGGUUCCCCCCGCUCAGUCAUAAUUAAUUGGAACCGUAGCUUGCAGAGAUAAAGAAGGGUACAUCUCCAUGGUGACAACUUCCCAGGCACACACAGCCGGUUGGACUGUGACUCAGUGAACGAGUGGAUCCUCAGAGGAGCAGCAUGCACAGAUCCUACCAGCCGUUGAAACCCGUCACCAACCGCUACCUGCAGCAGAGAUGGGACCAGCAGGACUACGAGAACCACCGCAGGAAGGUGAGCUCCUCUCUGCCAGUAGUGGACAUGAAGGGCAAGAGGACUCCAGAUCACGUCCAACUGAAACUCAAAAAACUGCAGCUGCAGGACGAGCGUCUGUCCGUCAUCGACAGGGACAACCGACUGUUGGCUUCCAAGCUGGCCCACAUCGUCUGCUCUAAAGGUCUGGUGGACCACCAGAACCAGAACCAGAACCACCUGAGGAGUCUGAAUGCCGACAAGAGGAGGGAGGAGCUUCUGCUGGUGAGCCGUCAGAACGAGGCCAUCUACCAGCGAAUCACGAGCCGCCAGUCGGAGCACCGCCGCCAGGUGUGGUGGGAGGACUGGGAGAGGACGCGGCGCCACAGGGACCAGCUCUCCCGGUUCCCCCGAGGCCUCGCGGCCCAGAGGUCGAGCAGGAAGGUGAAGUUUUCCGCCCCGGAGGGCAGCGAGCGCUCUGAGGGCUUCAGCAGCGCCGAGCGGACGGGCCGAGGCCCCUGAAGCCCUAAAGACCUGAAGACCUGAAGCCCUGAAGGCCUAAAGACCUGAAGACCUGAGACCCUGACGCCCUAAAGCCCUGAAGCCCUGAAGGCCCUGCAGUCCUCCCGUUAGUAGACCGUGUGACUACAGGAACUUAAACUCAUCUCCAUCCUCAUAAUCUUGAUUGUUUUAGUGUCUCGUUGUUUGAAUAUCAAUAAAUCGUCCAUCUGA